Molecule: messenger RNA, 849 nt
Organism: Venustampulla echinocandica
Lineage: Eukaryota; Fungi; Ascomycota; Leotiomycetes; Helotiales; Pleuroascaceae
Exons: 3
Coding region: 1-849 (282 amino acids)
Cellular component (GO): prospore membrane; ascospore wall; lipid droplet
Source: RefSeq, a predicted model, not a curated record
AUGCCCCCCAGGACCAUCAACAGGGAGGCCCUUCUCCGACCUGUGAAAUCAAUUGUCAGCGCCUCUUUCCUCUAUCCCUGCAAAGGUAUAUGGUAUUUCUUGACGCACCGCGAAUACUACCCUCUUUUUGGACGGCGUCUGAUACCCCUCACGAUCACCUCCAUCGUUGUGCUCACUCUACUCUUCAUCUUCACCUACCUGCCGCAAGCCGCCUUCCUCCUUAUCUUCCAUGGGCCUACCGCGUGGGUUAACGCGGUGUUUCUGGUGCUGGGCGAGGGCCACGUCGUGACCGCGCUGCUGUUCGAGGCGUUGCUGGUGGAUGAGACGCUCGUUGAUGUCUUUGAUGCUACCUUAAUUCGCGAAGGCCUCAUAUCUCUCGUCGCUCCAUCCCGAAUCCUCGACCACGAUGCACCUACCGCGGUCAAGAUGCUCGGCAAGCCUAUAACGACUGCCGUCUACUCGCCAUUUUCCUUCCGCCAAAUCGCCGAAUUCAUACUCUUCCUCCCGCUUAAUCUGAUACCCUGGGUAGGCGUACCUGCAUUCCUGGUACUGACGGGUGCGAGAGGGGGGCCAUUACAUCAUUGGAGAUACUUUAAGCUCAGGGAAUUGACCAAGAAGGAGAGGAAUAGGGAGAUUCGGUCGAGGAAAUGGAAGUAUACAUGGUUCGGCACUGUAGCUUUACUGUUACAACUGAUUCCAGUACUCUCGAUGUUCUUUCUGCUUACUUCGGCUUGUGGAUCUGCAUUAUGGGCAGCGAAGCUUGAAGAACAGAAAACCUUGGUUGAAGAAGCCGAGGCGGCUGUAGUGAACGAGGGCGCACCGCCUGUAUACACAGAUGAUCCUGUCUAG